UAGUCUAUACCCAGCAUUUCUUGUGCAAGUAUGCUAACAUUGUUGUAAAAAAAUAUAAAAAAAUUUUUUAAACUAUUCCCUUUGCGAGACUACAUUACAGAAAAAUGAAUCCGUCGGAAUCGCAACAAGAUCUACUCUCGAAUGAAACGAGAUCAGUUUCAGUGCACUCAUUACACACACCCAUUGAAUAUAUUCUUGGCCCAGUCGAGAAGCAUUUCCUGCUUAGCGCGGAACGAGGUGAUUGUGCCACUGUCAAAAGGUUAAUUGAAGAGAACAAAGAUCACCCCGAAAUAUUAAAUAUUAAUUGCGUCGAUCCACUAAAUCGAUCAGCACUGAUAGCCGCUAUCGAAAACGAAAAUAUCGAGCUAAUUAAGCUGUUACUUGAAUUAGGAAUCGAAGUAAAGGAUGCACUCUUGCAUGCUAUUAAAGAGGAAUAUGUGGAAGCGGUGGAGUUAUUAUUGGAGUGGGAAGAAAAAAUACACAAGCCGGGGCAAUCUUACAGCUGGGAAGCCGUGGAUGUAUCAUCAAAUUUUACACCUGAUAUAACACCGCUGAUCUUGGCAGCUCAUAAAAAUAACUAUGAGAUAUUGAAACUUCUUUUAGACCGCGGAGCAACUCUUCCAACACCUCACGAUGCUAGAUGCGGUUGCGAUGAAUGCGUCAGUUCUAGUGAACAAGAUUCUCUUCGACAUUCGCAAUCUCGAAUAAACGCAUAUCGUGCGCUUACCUCUUCAUCUUUAAUCGCGCUUUCAUCAAAAGAUCCACUUUUGACGGCCUUCGAGCUUUCGUGGGAACUACGUCGGCUCAGCAGAAUGGAACAAGAAUUUCGCGCUCAAUACAAUGAAAUGCGGGAACAGACGCAACAAUUUGCAACCGCUCUACUGGAUCACGCACGUACAUCUUACGAAUUGGAAGUAAUGUUGAAUUAUAACCCUACCGGAGAAAAUUGGGAUCCUGGGGAGAGACAGACCUUGGACCGACUCAAACUUGCUAUUAAAUAUAAGCAGAAGCAAUUUGUCGCUCACCCGAAUGUACAACAAUUAUUGGCUGCUAUUUGGUACGAUGGUCUUCCGGGAUUCAGAAGAAAAAAUAUAAUAGCACAAUUUCUGGAAAUUGGCAAACUCGGGGCAAUGUUUCCGGUUUACAGCACUAUUUACAUGCUAGCACCUACUUCACAAAUGGGAUCGUUUAUGAAGAAGCCAUUUGUCAAAUUUAUAUGUCAUUCCACAUCAUACGCUUUCUUUCUAAUGCUUCUUGGUAUGGCAUCGCAAAGAAUUGAAUAUCUCUUAAUCGAAUUAUUUGGAAAUGAAUGGAUGCGAGAUAUACUUGCUGGCUGGAAAAAGCACGAACGCGGUUGCAUACCUGGUUUCGUCGAAACAGGCGUAGUCAUCUAUGUGAUAAGCUUAAUUAUCGGUGAAAUUAAGUCUUUAUGGGCGGACGGAUUAGCUGAAUAUGUAUCGGAUCUGUGGAAUAUUGUGGAUUUUAUUCAAAAUACCUUUUAUGUGAUUUGGAUUAGUUUGCGUGUCACGGCUUGGUGGAUAGUUCAGAACGAAUAUUGGAGUGGCUUAGAUCCUUGGUACCCAAGAGAUCAAUGGCAUGCAUUCGAUCCAAUGCUUCUUUCAGAAGGAGCAUUUGCAGCUGGAAUGAUUUUCAGCUUUUUGAAACUUGUUCAUAUAUUCAGUGUAAAUCCUCAUCUCGGGCCACUCCAGAUUUCCCUCGGGAGAAUGAUAAUAGAUAUUAUCAAGUUCUUUUUCAUCUAUACCCUUGUACUAUUUGCCUUUGGCUGCGGUAUGAAUCAACUGAUGUGGUAUUAUGCAGAUUUGGAGAAAAUGAAAUGUUAUCAUGCGUCUGACGAGGUGCCAGAUUUUGAUAAUCAGGAGAAAGCUUGUUCAAUAUGGAGAAGAUUCGCUAACUUGUUCGAGACAUCGCAAUCUCUUUUCUGGGCAAGUUUUGGCAUGAUCGAUUUGUUGUCGUUUGAUCUAACGGGCAUUAAAAGUUUUACACGAUUCUGGGCACUCCUUAUGUUUGGUUCUUACUCCGUGAUAAAUGUUAUAGUGCUAUUGAAUAUGCUGAUUGCUAUGAUGUCUAAUUCUUAUCAAAUUAUUUCGGAAAGAUCUGACACAGAAUGGAAAUUCGCUAGAAGCCACUUGUGGAUGAGUUAUUUUGAAGAUGGUGAUACUGUACCACCACCAUUUAAUAUGAUUCCGACGAAUAAAACUUUCAAAAAAUUAUUAAAAUUAGGAAAAGCCGGUCGUUCGACAAAAUCUUUCAUUAAAAAGUCUCGAGAAAAAGCUAUGAUCAGACAUGAUACCGUAAUGCGUAUGCUUAUACGGCGUUAUGUGACAGCUGAACAAAGAAAACGAGACGAGUUUGGUAUCACGGAGGAUGACGUCAGAGAAAUUCGACAGGAUAUUUCAACUUUCCGAUAUGAUCUUAUUGAUAUCCUUCGGAAGAACGGAAUGCACGCACCGCAGCUUGACAAAGAAGAAACAACGAUACCCGGCAAGAAAGGCAGAGUAAUGGAACGUCGUCUGCAGAAAGACUUCCAAAUUGGUAUAGUAGAAGGUAUCGUGCAAGCUGUCAUUCAGAGUGAAAAGGAACCAAAGGACGUGUUUAGUCAAAUCGCGAAAGCUAUCGGACGAAAAGGGAGUGCUGCCGGUAGAAAGGAUUGGAAUGCCGUGGUGAGACAAAAUACCAUCGCAAAGGAUCCGAUAGGAAGUACAAAUGAAGCUGUGCAACGUCAAAGCAGACGUAGUUUACGUCGUCAUAUGCAACAUCAGCCCGAUUCCGAUCUGGCGUCUAUGGAUCCGAAACGACUGGUUGAUUAUAAUCCGAAUCUCUCGGACUUUACACCGGUUACUAGGAUAGCCUACGCUAAAUUCAUGAUGAGCAAGAAUAAGUUAAAUGAGCAACCUGAUGAUACAAAUGGUACUUCUUCGAAUGCAAACGAGGAGAGUGUCGAGGCUCCUCGAAGAAGUAGCAAAAUAAUAAAAGAAGACACUCUUACAAAUAUAGUUCCACGUCCUAUUAUUAAAAAAAGUGUACUGAAGUCUAUAAGCAACAGUAGUAUGAAUAAAUCGGUAGAAAGAACACUUGACGUUAAACUCAUCGAAACCAGAUCUCCUUCGCCUGUACCCGAAGAUCCUAUAGAAGAGGAAGCUAGCAAACAGUCAACAUCUUUAGAAACGUCUGAUCAGGAGAAAAAACUUGAAGAAAAUGAUAAAAAGGAAAGUGCGCAAGAGAAAAAAAGAAAGAUGGAGAGACAAGCAACAGAGAAAAUAGAAGAGCAAAAGAAAGAAAAGAAGGGAAAAAAUGAAGAUGAGCAGUCCGAAAAUACAGAGAAGAACAACAGUGAAGCGAUCGCGGAGAAAACGCCGGAAACAAAUGAGGAAAUUGAUGAAGAAAAAUCUAUUGAAUCUGGCGCAAAGGAAAAUAAGACGGUUGUUGCACCCAUCCAAACUACACAAUUACGAGGAAAGUCAAAAGCAACGGGCCAAAUAAUGGAAGGUUGGAUCUAAAGUCAAACAUCGAAUCAAACUUUAAUAUUUCUUUUUCAGAUCUUAAAUAAAUAAUGUGUUCGCGCGUAUAUUAAGCAUAUUAUACAAUAUUAUAUUUAUCUGUAAAGUCUCGAAGUGCGCGGUUUGAUAGAAAAAAUAUAUUAUGAUAAUUCGCUAAAGCUUGAUAUAUUCAAGAUACGUAUCACGAAACGGAUUUGCUUCAAUCGUAAUGCAAACGUUCGCGUUUCACAUGAUAAGCAAUAUUUUAUAUUCAAAAUAAUAUAUUAUCUUUGUGUUGCAUUUUUUUA
This is a messenger RNA of Nylanderia fulva, 3805 nucleotides long. It is a transcript of the gene trp, whose product is annotated as transient receptor potential. Gene Ontology annotation, biological process: regulation of cytosolic calcium ion concentration; calcium ion transmembrane transport. Lineage: Eukaryota; Metazoa; Arthropoda; Insecta; Hymenoptera; Formicidae. Gene Ontology annotation, molecular function: store-operated calcium channel activity; protein binding; inositol 1,4,5 trisphosphate binding. Gene Ontology annotation, cellular component: plasma membrane; cation channel complex. The record is from RefSeq and is a predicted model, not a curated record.